Molecule: messenger RNA, 336 nt
Organism: Auxenochlorella protothecoides
Lineage: Eukaryota; Viridiplantae; Chlorophyta; Trebouxiophyceae; Chlorellales; Chlorellaceae
Exons: 1
Coding region: 1-336 (111 amino acids)
Source: RefSeq, a predicted model, not a curated record
AUGCUCUGCGUGCCGCACCCACCCCGGGAAUCACAUCCUUCUCGCUCACCAGCUGUACCCCGCAUCCAGGACGCCAUAGGCGUACAGGGAACCCGACCCGACCGAGAAGCGCUGGCCCUUGGUCCGCUGGCCAUCGGAGUCGACGUAGUAGAGGCCGGGGCCUGCCACGUCCCAGCCAGCCACCAUGGUGCCCUGGCAUUGGAGUGUGGUAGGGACUGUAUCAGUGAGGUGCGGCUCGUGACAGACACAACCGAGCGCUGCAGAGGGCAGCCCGGGAGUUGCAAUGCAAAUCUCUCUACGACUAUCGACAGUCGUCGGGGAGGGGGCCCUGUCUAA